AUGAGUUAAUAGAAAUUGCUUAUGUGUUAACUUAUAGAACAUAUAGGUGAAGAUAUAUAAGGUUUUUGUUUCAACCUGAGUUGCUAAUAUUUAAGAUCUUAGUUCUGUCUUCAAUGUGGAAUUGAUCCUAUGAAAAAUCUUAAAAAAGACUUAAAAGGAUUUGGUUAAGUUUAAAGUUUUGUCACUAAAUUCAAUAAAUCUAUAUGUGAAUUAACAAAUUAAUUGAAUGAAUCCUUUGGAUAAAUCAAAAUAAAAUAUGAAGAAUCUUCAAAAUAAUUGGAAAACAUGAAAAAAUAAUUAUUUAAACUAUCUGAAUGUAAAAGUUAAUAAGAUUAUCAAUAAAUGAAGGAUAAUUUACAGUUGAUUAAGGAGUGGUAUUAAUAUUACAAUAAUGAAGAGAAGAUUUCUGAAAUUAAUUAAAUAGGUAUUAGUGAAAUUUAUAUUUAUAAGAAAUUCUCAAUUAUCUUUUAGUAUGAAAUAUUUAAUUAUUGAAAAUAUUAAAAGAAUGAUACAUGCUUUUGAUUUAGACAAAUAAUUUUAGCAACAAAUACCAAUUAUUGAAUAAGGAAAUUAAAGCUUACUUUAAGAAGGUAUUCUAUUUACUUAAAUUUUUUAUAUAGGAAUACAAUUACUAAAUUAGUAUAAAUUAUAGGAGGCUUAAGAUCUAAUGUCCUAAUAUUUAAAAUAAUGGAAAAAAAAUAUCAUUUGCUAAAAUCCUUUUUAUGUAUAUUUAUUAAUAUUAGGUGUUUCUUUAAUUGAAAAGAUCAGCCAGGAAAAGGCAAAAUAAUGAGAGAUUAGGCUAAAGAGAUUAAUGA
Messenger RNA from Paramecium pentaurelia, 815 nucleotides. The record is from the annotation of a GenBank genome assembly. NCBI's taxonomy places the organism in Eukaryota, Ciliophora, Oligohymenophorea, Peniculida, Parameciidae.